UAAAAGCAAAGUCUCAGGUGUUUAUAAAAGCUUUUCGCUUUCUUGAUUUUUUGUGUAACUUCAAAGGCAUUUUGUAAAUGGCUUCUUCCACGGAAGACGGAGAAGAAGAGAGAGCGAGGAGACUCCAAGCCACGCUUAUAGCUAUCAGAGAGAGAGCGAGGAGACUCCACGUCGACGUCAUUGAUUUGUACAAGGGUUUUCUCUCCAAUCGAAAAAGCUGGCAAGAAGUAAUCAUAACUGCGAAAGAGAAUCUGGAAGCUUUGAAGAUAACGCUGGAAGAAACUGGAGACGAGCUCACGUACCUGACCACUACUAAUGCAGAAUUGGUUGGAGAAGUCGUGCGACCUCUAGGCAAAGAAAGAUUUCUUGUGAAAGUAAACGAAGGAGACCGUCUCAUAGUGAAUUGCUCAAGCUUAGUGGCUCAAUCGAAGCUAGUUUCUGGAACCAGAGUCACUCUUCAAAGAAGAACGUAUACGAUAAUGAGAAUCCUCCCUCCUAAGGUUAAUACGUUGGUUCAUAAGAUGGUGUAUCAACAUCAUCAUGGUGAUGUGAGUUACUCAGAUCUUGGUGGGUUAAAUCAUCAACUCGAAGAUGUCAGAGAUUGGAUUGAACGUCCUCUCGUAGAUCCUGACAUUUUUGAACGACUUGGUAUAAAGCCUCCCAAGGGAGUGCUUCUCUAUGGACCGCCUGGUACUGGAAAGACAUUGAUAGCAAGAGCGAUCGCUAGCAAUAUCGAUUCAACUUUUCUGACGGUUGUUUCAAGCUCGCUUGUUAGUAGAUAUAUGGGAGAGAGUUCAUUGAUGGUGAGAGAGAUGUUUAAAUAUGCUUGUGAACAUCAACCAUGCAUCAUCUUUAUGGAUGAGAUUGAUGCUAUUGGUAGACGUAGAUCCACCUACGGAGAAGGAGAAACUAGUGAGUGUUACAGAGUCCUCAUCGAGCUUCUCUCUCAACUUGAUGGAUUCAACGAACUUGAUAAGGUGAAAGUUAUAAUGGCAACAAACAGACCUGAUGUUCUUGACCCUGCGCUUCUACGACCUGGUAGAAUCGAUAAGAAGAUAGAGUUCACAUUGCCUAACGAAGACGCUAGAAUGAGAAUCCUCAAGAUUCAUGCUUCUGGUAUUACUAAACAAGGAGAUAUCGACUACGAAAAGGUCGUGAAACUAUCUGAGGGGUUCAAUGGAGCAGAUAUGCGUAAUAUAUGUACCGAAGCAGGGAUGUUAGCUUUACGUGCAGGGCACGAUUACGUCGUCCCUAACGAUUUCAUCAGGGCUGUAACAAAACUAGGGGAAGCGAAGAAGCUUGAGUCCAGUGCACAUUACAAUGCUGGUUUCUGAAAGUAAGAGAUCGGAAAACGUAAAAUAGAAGGGGCACAUCCAAACUCGUCUCUGUACAUCUCUUUUAUCAGUACUGUCUUUUAUCAUUUAUAAACCAGUUUGAUACCUACCAAUAGCAUCUAUAUAUAUAAA
Raphanus sativus (radish) is the source of this 1466-nucleotide messenger RNA. Its product is annotated as 26S proteasome regulatory subunit S10B homolog B-like. Gene Ontology annotation, biological process: positive regulation of RNA polymerase II transcription preinitiation complex assembly. Bases 78 to 1334 code for a protein of 418 amino acids. NCBI's taxonomy places the organism in Eukaryota, Viridiplantae, Streptophyta, Magnoliopsida, Brassicales, Brassicaceae. Gene Ontology annotation, cellular component: cytosolic proteasome complex; proteasome regulatory particle, base subcomplex. The record is from RefSeq and is a predicted model, not a curated record. The transcript has 9 exons. Gene Ontology annotation, molecular function: ATP hydrolysis activity; ATP binding; proteasome-activating activity.